AUGCUUCUCCGCCGCGGCCCUCGGGCGUCCCUCAACAGGCUUCGGAGCCCCGAUACCCAUCUCUCCCAAGCGCGAGACUAUCAUCAACAGUAUACCACACACUCGGUCGCGCUAGGACUGCUCUGCCGGCGAAACAAGAUGGGCAGUCCUGAACUCCCCAGCAAUGGCUCGAGAAGCCUCGCGACCGCCGUUGACGGUGGCCUCUUCACGCGUGGGCCCUUCGACCCGAUCCCUUCACCCUCACACACAUCCGCCUCGUCAUUUGAUGCGCCCCUUGCCAGUGCUCCCUACUACGAACUACGUCCCUUUGACGUUUCUGAAGCCCUUCGACUCGAUGACCCUACUCCUACGAUACCAAGGCUGCGGAUGAACCGGCAAGGCAUCUCUGGCGAUGUUGAAGAACUCAUCGCCGUAUUCAACGCCUGUCUUCAAGUACAGAAGCUUGACCGAGCCCAGCUGGUACUCAAGCGCCUAGGCCAGUUCGACGAAUAUCCCAAAGAGCAACUCGUCAUGCUGCACAACAUGUACUUGGGAACCUCGCUCGACCAGAUGCGUUUCAGCCCCGACCAAACCGCUCUCGAAGAGCUACACAAGUGGUACGAACUGGAGAUUCGCCGCCCUGGUCUGCCUCAAACGGCCGAGACCAUUGCCUGCAUGCUCAAGAUUUCCAUUUUAUCGCAACGAGGCCCUAGGCUGAGCCGGUCCGUUUCUCGCUACAUGGGAAUGGCCCCGGGCGAGGCUGGACUCGAAGUCCUCUCCAUGGCAGACAUUCUUUCCGACCAAGAUCUUGCUGUGAUUACCGAGAUCUGCCCUACCUAUAACCUUGUCACCGAAGAGGAGGCAGUCUCCGCAUUACCCUCAUCGGAUACCACCGAAUCCGUUUCUCCUCCUACCGAACCCCUCAGCGAGAUGCCCAAAGUUAUGCCCACCCCCAAAAGGGCCUUACGCCGUGAAAUCCAGAGCCGGCUCGAGCGUGACUGUAUCGAUGCGGCCGUUCAAAGGUGGAGGGAGGAGCACGAGGCCAUGCAGAAGAUGGGCGUGACGUCGAUGAUUACCGCCGAAAGCCUAGGCUCUCGCAUGUAUGACUGGCAGUGUGCUUUGGAGGAUAGGCUCAAGGACGAACUUGACAAGAUCGAGAUCGCCGAAACUAAGACGGAAAGGAAGCGGGAAGAGGACUUUGAUAGGUGCCUCUACGGCCCUUUUCUGCGGCAGUCUACGCCAGCCCGACUCGCUGCCGUGACCAUCUUGGCCACCCUUAACGCGGUGUCCAUCAUGGGUGUCGAAAAGGGCGCGAAGCUUGCGGCGACGAUCAACGGCAUCGCCAAGCUUGUCGAGGAGGAUAUUCGCGAACAGGUGACGAUGAAAUCGAAGCCUUCCCAACGCCAUGCGAAGCACUUGCGCCGCGUCCAGGCCGCCUUCCGCGAUCCCGAAGUAACAAUCGAUGCCGCGAGCCCCGAGGCCCCCGAAGCAAUCAUCUCACCUACUCCCGUCGGUGCGGCUCUCUUGUCCGCCCUCAUCGAUACCGCCAAGAUCAAGGUGUUCCGCAAGCACCCCGAAACCAAGGAAACCAUCAGCCAGUAUCAACGCGCCUUCCACCACACCAAGAAGCUCAGCAAGGGAAAGAAGGUCGGCAUGCUCUUUGUGCACGACGACCUCGUUGCUCUCCUCCAAAAGGAGCCCAAGGGCAACUUCCUUGCCAAGCACUUGCCCAUGGUCGUGGAGCCAGAACCUUGGUCGAAAUUUCUCAAGGGCGCUUUCUUGGAAACUUCGGCCAACCUUGUCCGCCUCAAGCUGGGCGAAAAGGAUCAGCGCAUGUACACAGAGGCCGCCAUGUCCCGAGGUGACCUAGACCAGAUGCUCAAGGGUCUCGAUGUUUUGGGAAAGACGGCUUGGAGGAUCAACAAUCCUGUCCUCAACGUCAUGCUCGAGGCCUGGAACAAGGGCGACGAGAUUGCGAGCAUCCCGGCUCUUGAGCCCGAUAUCCCAUCCCCACCCGAACCCGAGGGAGAUGACCGCCAGGCCCGUAGCGCGUGGCACCGAGCCGUUGUAGCUGCCGAGAACAAGAAGUCCGGUUUCCAUUCCGUUCGGUGCUUUACCAAUCUGCAGCUCGAGGUCGCUCGUGCUUACAGGAACCAAACCUUCUACUUCCCCCACAACAUCGAUUUCCGAGGCCGUGCCUAUCCCCUACCCACUUACCUCAAUCACAUGGGCGCUGACCACGUCCGUGGCCUUCUCCGCUUCGGCACGGGCAAAGCGCUAGGCGACGCCGGCUUGCGGUGGCUCAAGAUCCACACUGCCAACGUGUACGGCUUCAGCAAAGCGAGCUUGGACGAGCGCGAGGCUUUCACCGACGAGAACCUGAGGAACAUCCUGGACUCGGCCGCGAAUCCUCUCAACGGCUCCCGCUGGUGGCUCGAAGCCGAAGAUCCUUGGCAAUGUCUUGCCGCUUGCUUCGAGCUCAAGGCCGCCCUCGAGUCCCCCGACCCGAAGCAGUUCGUCUCGACCCUCCCCGUGCACCAGGACGGCACGUGCAAUGGCUUGCAGCACUACGCCGCCCUUGGCGGUGAUACCUGGGGUGCGCAACAGGUUAACCUCGAACCCGGCGAGCGACCGGCCGAUGUCUACUCGGCCGUCGCCACUCUCGUCAUUGACUUAAUUGAGAAGGACUGCGAGCAAGACAACCCCUUUGCCAAGGCGGUCCAAGGAAAGAUCACCCGCAAGGUCGUCAAGCAGACCGUCAUGACGAAUGUCUACGGCGUCACUUUUGCCGGCGCGAAGAAGCAAGUCUGCAAGCAGUUGGAUGCCGCAUAUCCCACUCUUGAGGAGGAGAGCGGCUUCCCUGCCAUCUUACUCGCUAGCUACAUUGCCCACCAUAUCUUCAAGGCCAUGUCUACCAUGUUCAAGGGAGCCCACGAGAUCCAAACGUGGCUUGGAGAGGUCGGCGGGCGGGUGUGCAACUCGCUGGUGCCCGAGCAGCUCGAGCGUAUUGCAGGCGAUGAAGAUUCUGCUCAAGCCUCCAACAAGGCGCGAUCGCGGGGCCGGAAAACGGCCCGUUCAGGUCUCGAGGAGCUCACCGACCGCUUCAAGAACACCAUUGUCUGGACAACUCCCCUCCGGAUGCCCGUCGCCCAGCCCUACCGGAAGAGCGCCACGCGCGUCAUUCCCACCUGUAUCCAAGACCUUUCCCUUACCAUUCCCGACCUCGCCGACCCGUGCAGCGAAGAGGGGCUCUCGUUCGCCGCCGUCCACGAUUCCUUCUGGACGCAUGCCGCGGAUGUUAAUUCCAUGAACUCGAUCCUGCGCGACUCCUUUGUGCGCAUUCACACCGAGGACGUCAUUGGGCGCCUCAAUGCCGAAUUCGAGGCCAGGUACAAGGGCUCCGUGUACCUUGCCAAGAUUCGCCAGAGCUCAGAGCUCGCGCCAAAGCUCCUCGCCUCCUCCGAUCCCGCAGAGGUCGAGCAGGGUAAGGCUAUGGUCACCGCCGGUAGCAUCUUUGAAGAAUUCUCGGCGACAGAGUCGGACGCCCUAAUGCCCCUCGAGGGUGCCGAAGAAGUUGGCCUCGGCAGGAUCACGGACACCGAGGUUGAAGACGUGCUUGCGGACGGAGACGAGGCCAGCGUCGAACCUAUCGAAGCGGCCGAGUCGGAGGAGAACUCAUCCGAAUGGGUUGACCGCGUCUUGCACAGCAUGAAGAAGCCGCAUUUUGGGAUGUCGGAGGAACCCAAGAAGCGAAAGGUGGCGCCCAAGACUAUCCAGGUCUGGCUGCCCCUGACUUUCCCUCCGGUCCCCGAAAAGGGCGAUUUUGAUGUACGAAAGCUCAAAUCGAGCCAGUAUUUCUUCUCUUGA
Parascedosporium putredinis is the source of this 3846-nucleotide messenger RNA. The record is from the annotation of a GenBank genome assembly. Lineage: Eukaryota; Fungi; Ascomycota; Sordariomycetes; Microascales; Microascaceae.